Solanum lycopersicum (tomato) is the source of this 1512-nucleotide messenger RNA. RefSeq names its product acyl-CoA-binding domain-containing protein 1. Gene Ontology annotation, molecular function: actin binding; fatty-acyl-CoA binding. Lineage: Eukaryota; Viridiplantae; Streptophyta; Magnoliopsida; Solanales; Solanaceae. The record is from RefSeq and is a predicted model, not a curated record.
CGAUCCCGAUAACAACUGCCAACAAUUUCAUUUUCUCUUUUUCGCUACUGUCAAGCUCAACUAUCCCUGCCGUCCUUUUUCUUCUUUCAGUUUUUGCUCGUAUAUAUUUUCCGACGAUCUAGGGUUUCUACUUCAAUAAUCAUGGCCGAUUGGCAGCAGUAUCUACAGUCGAUAAUCUUCGGUCUCAUUUUCUCUUUCCUUCUCGCCAAGCUUUUCUCUAUUAUCUUCGCUUUCCGUGAUGAAAAUCUCCGGAUUACGCGCGCGGAUUCUUCCGAGGCUGAAGAGAAAACAUCACCGGAGGAAGCAGGGGUUUCAGAAGAUACUGAGCCGUUGAUUCAGAGGAACGACGGCGGUUUGAAAGGGAGUUCCGUGAGUGGUGGUGAAGAUAGCGAUGAUGAUUGGGAAGGUGUAGAAAGUACUGAGUUGGAUGAGGCGUUUAGUGCUGCGACAGCGUUUGUGGUUGCUACGGCAGCUGAUCGGUCGCAUAAGGUAUCAAAUGAGGUGCAACUGCAGCUCUAUGGGCUUUAUAAGAUUGCGACUGAGGGACCUUGCACUGCUCCACAGCCAUCGGCUCUCAAAAUGACUGCUCGUGCCAAAUGGCAAGCAUGGCAGAAAUUGGGUGCCAUGCCUCCUGAAGAAGCCAUGGAGAAGUAUCUUGAUAUCGUGACCGAGUUAUUUCCUUCCUGGCUUGAUGGGUCUGCAAAUAAAAAGAAGGGUGAAGAAAGUAGUGGUGCACAUAAUGCAGAUACUAGAGGGCGGCCGAUGGGACCAGUUUUCAGUACCUUCAUUAGUGAGGAGGAUUCCGAAAAUGAGUUAAAAUUGGAUGAGAUACAUGCCUUUGCACGAGAAGGGGAUGACGAGAACUUGCUUAAGUGCAUUGAGAGUGGCGUUCCUGUGGAUGUGAAAGACAGUGAGGGCCGUGCCCCCUUACACUGGGCUGUCGAUCGUGGUCAUCUCAACAUCACUAAAUUGCUUUUAAGCAGGAAUGCAGAUGUAAAUGCCAAGGACCUUGAAGGCCAAACGGCACUGCAUUAUGCUGCUGUUUGUGAAAGGGCAGAUAUUGCUGAGUUUCUCGUAAAGCAUGGUGCUGACGUAGAGAUCAAGGAUAAUGAAGGUGACUGCCCUCGUGAUGUCUGUGAGUUGCACUGGCCUUGGUUGCAGCAGGCCACUGUCCACAACUAACGUACAUCAUAUUUUGUCUUUUUUCCUCCUUUUCUACUGAUCGAUCAUGUUACUGCUGUACAUGCUUAUGUAGCCACCUAUUUAUCAUCUUUCGAGGAAUGGAUUUUCUCUUCUAGAUUUUAGUAAAGCAUGCUAUCUUUUGUAGCUUCUGUGCUGUCACUUAAAAACAGAGCAUGGAGCAAUAAGAUUGCCACUUGAAGAAAGGAAUCAAUGGGUCAAUUGUUUUUGCUUUUGAGGUUUUUACUACAUUGGUUGCUUACCCUUCUUAAUGCCAGGGUAACAUUGUUUCUAAAAAUUGGAAGUUCAAAUAUAUUAUCAAUUACAUUAUUA